AUGGAGAACUACAUCAUCCAGAGAGCGCUAGGGGACCCUUGGCCAGUAGACUGGAGACUUGGUCAAAACCCCAUUCCCGAACAGUGCAUCACUGCAUGGACAGAUACCAGUCCUGCCACUCCUGCUGAUUCAGCUACAUUGCCUAGCAACCAUUCAGCAGCCAGAUCUGCCCGGUCCUUCUGUUCUCCAGGUGGCAGCCCACCAUAUCACACCACUUCACCUAGCAGGACACUGGAACCUGGUGUUAGUGGGCCAUGGAAUGAGAUGAGGCCUCAGAAAAUGAACACAUCUGGGGCCCUAUGCACCUUCUCCUCUGUGCAUCGGCCCCCCUCCAAACCCUCAGGGGCUGACCUGCUGGAAAAGAACCUUGUUGACAUUCAAAACCUGCGCCAGCGCCUGGGAAAGUCUGUCAGCAUCAAUGAUCGCUUGCAGGAGAGGCUGGAGCGUGUGCUUAGCAGUUCUGACCAAGGGAAAGGUAUUGCACAAUCAGCCUCAGAUUUCCUUGUAACCCCUCAUUCAUACACCCAGAGUCACUGUCCUGGCUCUGAUCAAGAAUUUCUAUGA
Molecule: messenger RNA, 564 nt
Organism: Chrysochloris asiatica (Cape golden mole)
Lineage: Eukaryota; Metazoa; Chordata; Mammalia; Afrosoricida; Chrysochloridae
Product: myomegalin-like
Exons: 4
Coding region: 1-564 (187 amino acids)
Source: RefSeq, a predicted model, not a curated record